GUGUGCAGAUAUCCGUCGCAACCGGAUGUGGAAGAAGUCCGUGUCAAUGACCCGCAGAAUGACUUUGACGAGUCGGAUAGUGACACCACGGAGGGCGAUGACACCAUUUCCAAGGGCCAAUCGAGAUACAUGCUGCCGCGGAGGAAGCUCACGCGUGUCGAGGAGUUGACAUGGAUGGAGCCUUUCAUGAAGCAGCUGUGGCCAAAGAUCGAUUCUGCCUUGCACAAGAUCAUGAAGGAGAUCUUUCGCAUCGUGAUCACACACUAUCACUGCUUGUUCCGUGGUUGGAUGACUGUUCCAUGA
Symbiodinium sp. CCMP2456 is the source of this 303-nucleotide messenger RNA. Lineage: Eukaryota; Dinophyceae; Suessiales; Symbiodiniaceae. The record is from the annotation of a GenBank genome assembly.